Chaetura pelagica (chimney swift) is the source of this 1707-nucleotide messenger RNA. RefSeq names its product FK506 binding protein 9, 63 kDa (gene FKBP9). The transcript is spliced from 9 exons. Gene Ontology annotation, molecular function: peptidyl-prolyl cis-trans isomerase activity; calcium ion binding. The coding region runs from base 55 to 1494 and encodes 479 amino acids. NCBI's taxonomy places the organism in Eukaryota, Metazoa, Chordata, Aves, Apodiformes, Apodidae. The record is from RefSeq and is a predicted model, not a curated record.
GACAGGGGGUCCACGUUCAACGUGUUUGUGGGAAAAGGUCAACUUAUUGCUGGGAUGGACCAAGCUCUGGUCGGCAUGUGCGUGAACGAGCGGCGGUUCGUGAAGAUCCCCCCGCAGCUCGCCUACGGGAGUGAGGGCGUCUCUGGUGUGAUACCCCCCAAUGCUGUGCUCCAUUUUGAUGUCCUUCUGAUCGAUCUCUGGAACUCGGAGGACGAAGUGCAGAUUCAGACUUACUUCAAACCUGGCAAAUGUCCUCGGACAGUCCAGGUGUCUGACUUUGUACGAUACCAUUACAAUGGAACAUUCUUAGAUGGGACCCUGUUUGAUUCAAGCCAUAAUCGGAUGCGCACUUACGAUACCUAUGUGGGAAUUGGAUGGCUGAUUCCUGGUAUGGACCAGGGCCUCUUGGGAAUGUGCGUAGGAGAGAAGCGCAUUAUCACAAUACCACCUUUCCUGGCAUACGGAGAAGAAGGAGAUGGUAAGGAGAUCCCCGGCCAAGCUUCCCUCGUCUUUGAUGUGGUUUUGCUAGAUCUCCAUAACCCUAAAGAUGGUAUCAGUAUUGAGAACCAGCAGGUGCCUGAGUCUUGUGAGCGGAGAAGCCAGACGGGAGACUUUCUUCGAUACCAUUACAAUGGCACCCUCUUGGAUGGCACGUUGUUUGAUUCCAGCUAUUCCCGAAAUCGUACAUACGACACCUAUGUUGGGAAAGGUUAUGUGAUUGCUGGCAUGGAUGAAGGUUUGCUGGGUGUAUGCACUGGUGAGAAAAGGAGAAUAAUCAUCCCCCCUCAUCUUGGAUAUGGAGAAGAAGGAAGAGGAAAGAUUCCAGGAUCUGCAGUGCUGGUCUUUGACAUCCACGUGGUUGACUUCCACAACCCCUCAGAUUCAGUCAGCAUUACUGUUAAUUACAAACCUUCCAAUUGCACCGUCCUGAGUAAGAAGGGAGAUUACUUGAAGUAUCACUACAACGCCUCGCUCCUGGAUGGGACUUUGCUAGACUCGACACACAGCCUGGGCAAGACUUACAACAUAGUUCUGGGAUCUGGGCAGGUGGUGAUAGGGAUGGACAUGGGCCUUCAGGACAUGUGUGUCGGGGAACGACGAACAGUUGUUAUUCCACCUCAUCUUGGUUAUGGAGAAGAUGGAGUUGAAGGAGAAGUGCCUGGGAGUGCUGUAUUAGUUUUUGACAUUGAACUGCUGGAACUGGUGUCUGGCUUGCCUGAAGGAUACAUGUUUGUAUGGAAUGGGGAAGUCUCUCCCAAUCUUUUUGAAGAAAUAGACCAGAAUCAUGAUGGAGAGGUUCUUUUGGAAGAGUUUUCAGAGUACAUUCAAGCACAAGUCGAUUCUGGCAAAGGAAAACUGGCUCCUGGUUUUGAUUUUGAAAAGAUUGUUAAAAAUAUGUUCACCAACCAAGACCGGGAUGGAAAUGGUAAAGUUACUGCUGAAGAAUUUAAGUUGAAAGACCAGGAGGCCAAAGAGGAACAUGAUGAACUGUAAAGCUAAGAGAAGAGAAAAAAAAAAGAGUCCUGAGUUGACCUACCCUUUGAAAGUGUGUACUGGAAGAGGUUUCAGCAAGCAUGUUUCUGAAAGGUCAGCACUCAGACAGCCUGUGUCUGCCUGUGCCUGUGUGCUGGUAGGCUGUUAAAACAGGAAGAGAUUUUCAGCUGGAAUUGUUAGGGAUAUCUGAAAAAAGUGUUAAGUGCCUCCAGA